Molecule: messenger RNA, 858 nt
Organism: Trichoderma gamsii
Lineage: Eukaryota; Fungi; Ascomycota; Sordariomycetes; Hypocreales; Hypocreaceae
Exons: 1
Coding region: 1-858 (285 amino acids)
Source: RefSeq, a predicted model, not a curated record
AUGAACGUCAACUUUGCCAACACCGUCCCAACCACCAGGGCGGACGGUCGCAACAACGGAAACAGCUCUCGCCCCGUAAACGCCCUCCCACGUUCUGACAACCCCCAACGACAACCCGUGGCAUCAGCCGCAUACCAACUCGGUCCUCGGAUCCGACAGACCAAGCAAGAUCUCGACUUUGCCAUAUACGAAGACGAGACGGCCCACGAAAUCCCCCAGCCCCGCCGUGAAUACUACGGCAGCAACCUCCCAGCCCUCGCCGACAUCUCUAGCGGGGAAGAAUACAGUUACGCCCAGCAUCAUGUCUGGUAUCGCAGCUGCGACAGACACAUCAGGGCAGCGGCCAGGAGGGGGAAUGACAUCCUCAAAAACGCAUUGAUAGCCCUCAAAAGGGACUACGACGCUGUGCCUCUAGUACAACGAGCCACCGGGUGCUACGAGUGGGUUAUCGCGUGCGAUCCUCAGGACGUCUGGCUGUGGGUCCAAGACAAAGGAUAUCACCGACGUUGGAACAAGAUCCAGAAGAGACUCUUCGUGGUACUCCUGGAGUGGAUGGCACUUAUUAUGAGGGAGGUCCAGAACAGCGAGGAUGACCACCUGAUGAUGGCCACAGUGAGAGCCAAGGCCCAGCUCAUUAAGCAGACGUUUGAGAGCUUGGGCCUUCAGAACCUGACCGUGGAGAAGGAUGGGCUGAAGGUCCUUUUCAUCCCUUGUGGAGAAGACAAGCACGUCAUUUAUAGACGUGACUUUACGAGGGAAGAGCAGCGCUACAUUGACGUCCUCUGGCCGGAGCAAUGGGCGCCUGGGAAUGAGAGGCAUCUCGAUGAGCUAUUAAGAGCGGCAGAUUAUGUGGUAUAA